Messenger RNA from Peniophora sp. CBMAI 1063, 1694 nucleotides. Lineage: Eukaryota; Fungi; Basidiomycota; Agaricomycetes; Russulales; Peniophoraceae. The record is from the annotation of a GenBank genome assembly.
CCCCUCCCCUCCCCCGCGCCUCAGCCGACGAAACCGACCUCUCCGACUUCGACUUCCCCGACUACCCCGGCUUCACCUCCUCCGACACCGACGACGACUUCGACGCCCCGCGCGGGCGCUCCGCAUCCGCAUUCGACGACGGCGGCACGCUCCGGCGCAAGAUGAACGGGACGGAACAGCUCACGAUGCGCGCGCCGCGCAGGGCGCUCGUGGACGAGCGGCCCGCGAGCGCCGUCAGUGCGAGCGAUGCGCGGCCGUUGAGCGCGGUGAGCGAUAGCCGCCCGAUGUCGUCGUGGGCGGACCACGGGCACGGAUCGCACGCGCAUUCGUUGUCCCAGACGCUCUCCGGCGCACCCUCGCCUUCGCUCGCGGCCGUGGCCAAACCGCAUCCGGGUGCAAUACCGCCUCCGCGCCCGCCCAGCACGACCUCGCACAUCCGACACCCCCAUCCUCAUCCGCGCGCGAUACCCGCAUUACCGCACACGCCGACGUCGCCACAGCUCCCGUCGUCCGCGACGCCGACGAACAGCGCGUUCGCGCCGCCGCCGCAUCCGCCGAUCCCGCGGUCGGUGUCGCCGGAGAUUGGCGGGGUCGUGAGAGGGCGGGAGAUCUGGGCGCAGACGCAGCCGUUCGUCGUGCUCGAUUCGCAUGCGCCGAACGCUGUUCCUGCGCCUUCGCCCGCUGCGAGAAGGGCAAGCCAGAGUCCGAGUGUGGUGAGGAAGGCGAGUUCGAGUCAGAGUCCUGGGGUUGGGGUUGGGAGGAAGGGGAGUCGGAAGGAGAGGGAGAAGGAGGAGAAGGGUGUAGUGGAGAGGAAGAGCAGUGUUGUGUCGAGAAGGACGGGGCUGGAUGCUGGAUCGAGGGAUGAGGGUGCGGGGAGAGCGAGUACAAGCUCGGAGGCUAGUACGGCGAGCAGGUCUACGACGACUGCUACUGUCACCGGUCCCAGUGCUAGCGCGACGCCACGGACGAGUUUCGCGAGUGAGGUUGAAGGCCAAGGACAAGGGACUAGCAAAAUAUCGUUCCCUACACCCUCCGCACUCGCACCGAGCAACUCGUUCUCGUCCGUCUCAUCUGCCGCUUCAUCAUCUUCAACCACAGCCUCAGCCUCGACCUCAACAUCACUCUCGCCCUUCCCCACCCGAUUCCCAACAACGACCGAGCUCGCACCCGGGAUCGAAACCCCCGCACCAGGCAACGGCGCCUCGGCUGGACUCAACGUAAAUCGGCUGCCGAAUAAGACUCUGGCGUUCGAUUUGCAGAGUCUGAAUUUGCAUUUGAGUAUUCGGGUUAGUGAAUUGGUCGCGUGUAGGGAGGCAAUGUGGGAGUGGCUUGUUAGGUGGCAGGAGAAGGAGCGGGAGAAGAGUGCGGGUGGCGGGGCAGGAGGAGGGGGAGGGUGGAUCGAGGAGGAGUUGAGGGGGAUGAGUAGGGCUGAGUUUGAGGGGUUGAUCGCGCGGUUCGAGAUGGAUAUGCAAGACAACAUCUCCCUCGACGCCCGUCUGGCGGGUACAUUCGCCUGGCCGCGCCCUGCAUCCAUCGCGCGCACGCCCGAGCGCAAGCAGUUCGACGCCGCGUGCCAGAAAUGGGCGGAACAUGUUCGGAGCGUGCCGCUGGAGAGCCCGGAGAGGGCGGGUGAGAGGGCGAGGAUGGGCGGGAGGAUGAGUCGGACUAUACGUGUGUUCUGCGCGUGGAAGUGA